Humulus lupulus (European hop) is the source of this 678-nucleotide messenger RNA. Its product is annotated as auxin-responsive protein SAUR24-like. The transcript has a single exon. The record is from RefSeq and is a predicted model, not a curated record. NCBI's taxonomy places the organism in Eukaryota, Viridiplantae, Streptophyta, Magnoliopsida, Rosales, Cannabaceae. Gene Ontology annotation, biological process: response to auxin. The coding region runs from base 194 to 475 and encodes 93 amino acids.
CAAUAUGCAAUCAAUAUAUCUGUCCUACAGAUCCAAUCAAGAGUAUUAUUGAUUAUAAAUAUACACAAGACUGAGAUCACUACCAUCCCAACUCCUCAAAUUCCCAAUUAACACGCUUUCAUUGCAACUUCUCUGAGAUAUCUCAACUCACUUUUGCUUCUUUCUUCUUCCUUCAGACACUCUUUUUACAACAAUGGGUUUCCGCUUCGCUAGCUUAGUUCAUGCCAAGCAACUCAUUCAGAGGCCUUUUUCAAGCACAAAAGAUAUUCCAAAAGGCUUUCUAGCAGUUUACGUUGGAGGUGAGAGUAGAAUGAAGAGAUUUGUGAUCCCUGUGGCAUACUUGAACCAGCCAUCAUUCCAAGACUUGCUCAGUCAGGCCGAAGAAGAAUUCGGAUUCGAUCAUCCAAUGGGAGCUCUUACAAUUCCCUGCACAGAAGAUGCCUUCAUCCAUCUUAUUUCUCACUUGAGCUCCUAAUCUUAUGAGUUUAGACUCCAAUAGAUGAUAACAGCUAACAAAACUUAUUGUUACAAUUUGUUAGGCAGACAAUGCCAUAUACCUUGUAAAUAUUUUUUCCUUGGGGAUUAACAGAAAGUUAUCCCCAAGAAUGAUACAAAUUAGUGAAUAUUAUUGGAAAUUUUCAUUCAUAAAUUUUAUGUGAACAGAACCUUUUUUUUUCC